This is a messenger RNA of Eutrema salsugineum, 978 nucleotides long. RefSeq names its product probable carboxylesterase 8. The record is from RefSeq and is a predicted model, not a curated record. Lineage: Eukaryota; Viridiplantae; Streptophyta; Magnoliopsida; Brassicales; Brassicaceae. Gene Ontology annotation, molecular function: hydrolase activity.
AUGGAAGCUCCUCCACCUUCAAGUGAUCCAUUCAAGUUCCUCAACAUUUCACUUAAUUCAGAUGGGUCUCUGACCAGACACCGUGAUUUCCCCAAAUUGCCCCCGACGGAGCAAUCCAAAGACAUCCCUUUAAACCCAAACAACAAAACAUUUAUCCGAAUCUUCAAACCCCGGAAUAUUUCGCGGGAAACCAAACUCCCAAUACUCAUUUACUUCCACGGCGGCGGAUUUAUCCUCUACGGCGCCGCCUCCGCUCCUUUCCACGAAUCAUGCAGCAAGAUGGCUGAUCGUCUUCAAACCCUGAUCCUCUCUGUCGACUACCGUCUAGCUCCAGAACACCGUCUCCCGGCGGCGUACAACGACGCCGUCGAAGCAGUCUUAUGGCUCCGGGAUCAAGCUCGCGGCGCAAUCAACGGCGGUGAUUGCGACACGUGGUUGAAAGACGGCGUAGAUUUCUCCAAAUGCUUCGUGAUGGGUUCGAGCUCUGGAGUCGUCUACAGCGUAGCGUUGCGUGUUGUGGACACGGAUCUCUCUCCGGUUAAGAUCCAAGGGCUGAUAAUGAACCAAGCUUUCUUCGGUGGCGUUGAGCCGUCGGAUUCCGAGUUACGUCUUAAAGACGAUCGAAUCUGCCCGUUAACAGCGACUCACUUGCUAUGGUCGCUUUGUUUACCCGACGGUGUAGAUCGCGACCACGUGUACAGUAACCCGAUCAAGAGCAGUGGGCCCCAAGAAAAGGAUAAAAUGGGACGCUUUCCGUCGACUCUGAUUAACGGUUACGGUGGGGAUCCGUUGGUGGAUCGGCAAAAACACGUGGCGGAAAUGCUGAAGGCGCGUGGGGUGCACGUGGAGACGAGGUUCGAUGAAGAUGGGUUUCAUGCGUGUGAGUUGUUUGAUGCGAACAAAGCCAAGGCUUUAUACGACACCGUUGAGGCUUUUAUGAAGAGUUGUUCAUUCACUGCUCCACCGUCCAACAUGUAG